Messenger RNA from Telopea speciosissima, 2705 nucleotides. Its product is annotated as receptor-like serine/threonine-protein kinase SD1-8. Gene Ontology annotation, molecular function: ATP binding; protein serine/threonine kinase activity. The transcript is spliced from 7 exons. The coding region runs from base 1 to 2565 and encodes 854 amino acids. Lineage: Eukaryota; Viridiplantae; Streptophyta; Magnoliopsida; Proteales; Proteaceae. Gene Ontology annotation, biological process: recognition of pollen; protein phosphorylation. The record is from RefSeq and is a predicted model, not a curated record.
AUGAGAAACAUCAGCGAGGGUUUCCAUCUUUUCCUCGUCUCCUGCUUCGCAUUACUUGCUUUUUCCUCCCAAAGUUCCAAUGGAUUUGCAGGGGACAUCAUAACUCUGAAUCAAUCAGUCAGAGACGGGCAAAGCCUUGUUUCUUCCGGUGGAACUUUCAAAUUGGGGUUCUUCAGCCCUACCAAUUCCAACAACAGAUAUUUGGGGAUAUGGUACAAUAAGAUUCGUGACCAAACUGUUGUUUGGAUUGCAAACAGAGACAACCCCAUCACAGACUCAACCGGUGUUCUAAAGCUUUCCGAAGACGGGAAUCUCGUCCUCCUAAAUCAAUCGGAAACUGUGAUCUGGUCUACGAAUGCGUCCAAGGCAGAGAACCCAGUCGCCCAGCUGUUAGAUUCUGGAAAUCUCGUAGUCAGAGAAGAAAAUGACGAGAAGCUCGAGAAUUCUCUGUGGCAGAGCUUCGAUCAUCCGACUCACACUUUAUUGCCGGGAAUGAAGUUGGGGUGGAACUUGAGAACCGGUUUGAAUAGAUUUCUGAUAUCGUGGAAGAGCGAAAGCGAUCCGUCCACUGGAAGCUUUAAGUUUGGGGUAGAUCGUCGUGGAUACCCACAGGCGUUUGUCUGGAACGGAAUGGGCAUAGAGUACCGAAGCGGACCUUGGAAUGGGUUACAGUUCAGUGCGGUCCCUGAAAUGAAGCCCAAUGACAUUAUCAAUUUCAGUUUCACCUCAAAUUCAGACGAGUUGUAUUACUCGUUUUCCAUCGAGAACGAUUCCGUGGUUUCGAGGUUGAUGGUGAGUCCAUCUGGUUCGCUUCAGCGAUUUACACGACUCGAUGACGACAAAAGCGAAAGCUGGAAUCUUUACUGGUAUGCUCCGAAGGACCAAUGCGACAAUUACAAAGUGUGUGGGGCUUAUGGUAUAUGCGAUGCCAAUGCUUCGCCAGUCUGCAAGUGUCCUCCAACAGGGUUUAAGCCAAGGGAUCCUCAGAAUUGGAUUAUGAGAAAUGGGUCUGGUGGGUGUGUUCGGAAAACAGAGUUGGAGUGCCAGAAAGGAGAUGAUGGGUUCUUAAGGUUGCAGCGCAUGAAGGUCCCUGACACAUCCAUGGCGUUCGUGAAUGAAAGUAUGAGUCUUCAAGAAUGCAAGGAGGCUUGCAAGAGGAACUGUUCGUGUACGGGUUAUGCGAACUCGAAACUGACGGGAGGAGGAACUGGUUGCUUAUACUGGACUGGUGAGCUUAUCGAUCUCCGGGUGUACCCCGUCGGCGGCCAAGAUCUCUACCUGCGGGUGGCGGGUUCCGAGCUAGCAAAGGGACAAGACCCUGAUGCCCAUUCCAGUAAAAGGAAACGAUUAACAGUUGGACUUAGUGUCAUGGUCUGUGUUGGUGUUCUUGUAUUGGCAUUCAGUAGCUAUUUCCUAUGGAAGAGAAAGACAAAAGGAGCUGUGUCGAAUAGGAAGACAGAGGAAAGAGUUUUCAGGGAGAAAAGCCAAGACAAACAAUUUGUGGACUUGGUUGUAUCAAGCGGGAGAGAGUACUCGGGCGAAUAUAACAAAGAUGACAUAGAAUUGCCUCUAUUCGAUUUUUCUACUAUUGCAAUUGCCACAGAUAAUUUCUCCGAAGCAAACAAGCUUGGAAAAGGUGGUUUUGGUACUGUUUAUAAGGGUAAGUUGGAGGGGAAGGAAAUAGCUGUGAAGAGGCUCUCAAAGAAUUCAGGGCAAGGACUACAAGAAUUCAAGAAUGAGAUUAUAUUAAUUGCAAAACUUCAGCACAGGAAUCUCGUUCGGCUUCUGGGUUCCUCUAUUGAUGCUGAAGAGAAAAUGUUAAUCUAUGAGUACAUGCAAAAUAGAAGCUUGGAUUCUAUACUGUUUGACACAAAAAAAUCCUCAUCCUUGGAUUGGCCAAAGCGCUUCCAAAUUAUCGGGGGAAUUGCCAGAGGGAUUCUCUACCUGCAUCAAGACUCCAGAUUUAGAAUUAUCCAUAGGGAUCUCAAAGCAAGCAACAUUCUACUUGAUGGUGAGAUGAACCCCAAAAUUUCAGACUUUGGCAUGGCAAGAAUUUUUGGAGGGGAUGAAACUGAAGGAAAUACAAGGAGAGUAGUAGGAACAUAUGGUUACAUGUCACCUGAAUAUGCAAUGGAUGGAAACUUCUCGGUGAAAUCUGAUGUUUUCAGCUUUGGUGUUCUGGUGUUGGAGAUCAUUAGUGGCAAGAAGAACAGAGGAUUUUAUUACGAUAACUGCGAGCUCAAUCUUCUUGCACAUGCAUGGAGACUAUGGAGAGAGGGCAAAGGCUUGGAAUUGAUGGAUGAAUCAAUGAAGGAUUCAUGUUCCACAAGUGAAGUAUUGAGAUGUAUACAGGUUGGCCUCUUGUGUGUGCAAGAACGCCCAGAAGAAAGGCCAACUAUGUCAUCUGUGGUUUUGAUGUUGAGUAGUGAAACUGCAACAAUGCCUCAACCAAAACCCCCUGGCUUUGGUAGAGAAAGAAGUCCCUUGGAGACAGACGAAUCUUUUUCUGAACUAGAGUCAUAUACCGUAAACCAACUGACGGUUACAAUCAUAGAAAGCCGAUGACAGUUGAGAAGUGUUACGUGUUCUUAUCUCAAAACACUUGUGAUUUAUACCAAGUCAGGGAUUCAAAGGCAAAAACUGUAUAUAUUGAAGAAUUGUGAGAAGUUCACACUUUCAGUGGAGUUGCUGAUGCCUCAGUGAAG